AGCGAUGUUGGUGGUGAGCGGGUACUACAGAAGCGGUGGAUUACCUUCCUGAAAGCGCAGCUACUGUGUUAUCUCCCUGACGACCAGUUCCCCUUCAACGUGCUCCAGGACGUCUUUGUGUCCAAGGACGGGGAGGAGCCGGUGGUUUACGGAAUCUUCAGCUCCCAGUGGUCCCAGGGUAGCUCUGAAACCUCAGCUGUAUGUGCCUUCUCCUUUCGAGACAUCCAGGCCGUUUUCAACGGUUCGUACAAGAUGCUGAACCGGGAGACGCAGAGCUGGUCCGUGUAUACCCAUGAUGGGCAGGAGACAAGGCCGGGAGCAUGCAACAUGCAUCCAUCCAUGGAUUUCACUCUGAACCGAGUCAAAGACCUGCUCCUGAUGGAGGGUGUGGUCCGUCCCAUCAACCAGGGCCCCCUGUUGGUGAGGGUCAGGCAGCGUUACACAAAGAUAGCAGUGGAUACUGUGCUGUCAAUCAACUCAGUCAGAUACAAGGUGCUGUUUCUCAUCACAG
Messenger RNA from Chiloscyllium plagiosum (whitespotted bambooshark), 511 nucleotides. Lineage: Eukaryota; Metazoa; Chordata; Chondrichthyes; Orectolobiformes; Hemiscylliidae. The record is from RefSeq and is a predicted model, not a curated record.